Morchella importuna is the source of this 6054-nucleotide messenger RNA. RefSeq lists its product as uncharacterized. NCBI's taxonomy places the organism in Eukaryota, Fungi, Ascomycota, Pezizomycetes, Pezizales, Morchellaceae. The transcript has 9 exons. Gene Ontology annotation, biological process: regulation of transcription by RNA polymerase II; protein demethylation. Gene Ontology annotation, molecular function: transcription coregulator activity; histone demethylase activity. The coding region runs from base 1 to 6054 and encodes 2017 amino acids. The record is from RefSeq and is a predicted model, not a curated record.
AUGCCUUACGGCUCUCGUUUUGGCUACAGAACUCCACCGCCGGAAUUCGCGAAGUCUUACGUCGAGCCUCUAUCACCUGUCAUCGGCCCUACAAUGCCUCCCUCUUCUAGGAACGAUGAGCCUCCUCCACAACAAGUGCCAAACACUCUUCCGCCCCCCCCUCCGCCUCCUCCUACAGCGUCUCUUUCUUCCGUCCCUCCUCGACAAUCACUAUUUUCGUCGUUCUCCACGUCUUCGCGCUAUAACAUGGAAAACACCCCCGUGGACUACGAUCCUAUGCAGAUGUUCGCAGACAUUGCGCUCUCAACUGCUCCCCCAAGCUUUAUGGCUUCACGGUCACAGUCGGCUUCGCACGCGCCUACGGCAGCACUGCCCUCUAAUUUGCGCUCUUCUCCCAUUACCUCCUCGUCGAACACGAGCGGUGUUCUACCCGCAACAUGGUCUGCCGACGGGUAUCCGAUGCGAAAUGGAAGCUACAAUACCGCUUACCCCCCGCAGAAUGUCCACGCGAUGAAUAAUGAUAGCUUUCAUACAGCGUAUAUUUUUGAGCGCCGAACAUCCGCUACUCGCUUAGAGCCGCCGAUGAAGUCACCGGUGAUGGUCAAGACCCCCGCACCCGGAGGCGAUAGCUACCUUCAUUCUGCCCCGCCACUCGGCCGGGCAGCUUCCCCGCGUUCUCAACAGCUAUCAUUCCCUCUGGUCACUGCGAGUUACAGGUCGGAACGUUCAAAUAAGGGGCGGGCAAAGAAAGAUGCGAAAGAAAAUACCACCCCAAAAGAUACGGGCACCGGAAAGGGUGCGGGGUCAUCGCGUGAGGGCCGCGGAUCGCGUAAUACUUCUUCCCGUGGACGUGGCUCCGCUUCAAGUCGCCAGAACUCUCGCAAGAGUCGUGCUCGCGCUUUGAGUCCUAUUAAAGACAUUGCCGAGACUGAGAAGCCCUCCCAGGCCAAGGCCCAGCCGGCAGAGAGCAAGAUCUCGAAUGUGAUAACUGUCAAUGGUGGGGUGCCUCAAACCUCCCCAAUACGGCAGAACUGCUUGACGACGGCUGCAAUUGAGUCGACGGAUCCACCGAGCCCUUCGCCCGCGUAUUCACCCUUUCCUUCUCGUCCCAAUUCGCCGGUUUAUGAACCUCCAGAAGCAAUCCCACUCGAUUCCGAAGAUGUUAUUCGUGUCAAAGGACCUUCAUCCAGCGUCGCUAUUACCGAACAUGUUCCGGUGGUGAAAGAACCUGAGAAUACACCCGAUGCUCAGCUGGCUGCUGAAGACAGUGUAAUGAAGGAUCUGGAAGAGUCUAUUGUAGUAGAAGCCCCAGUUGAUAGAAACACCAGUGAAGUCCUUGAUAAAGAGUUGGCUUCUAAGUCCACAGAGGAGGAAAAGUCUAUUUUUAGCAAACCAUCACCUGAUAGUGGUGCCAUCGAGCCAAGUCAAGAACAGAUUGAGGCUUCUAAGCAGGAAAUUUCCAUAUCAGAGGAUGUGGAGAUGCAACAAAAUAUUGCUGAAGAGAUGGAAAUAUCAACCCCCCAUGAUAAUUUACCAGCCAUUGAACCAAUUGUAAACGACGCCAUACCUAGCUCGAUUUCUCCGAAUGAGGAAGCAGUAUCAACUGAAGAGAUCGCCGAGAAAGCCAGUGGGGAUAUCCCUACCCUUGAUGUUCAGCCAAUGAAUACCGAGGUAGCAGAGGAGGUUGAAGAAGAUUUUGUCAUCAAAGAGAAUGAAGAUUUUGAAUUCGCUCAAGCUAUUGGUGACGAGCCAAUUUUUGGUCUUGGCGACUCCUUGAACAAUGGUCUUCCUGUGACUGCAUUUGAUUCUUCCCAAGAAGCUGAACUCGGAGGUUCCUCUGCUGCCGGCCCUGAACCAAUUCAGGAAGAGCUUAAGCAGCUUUCCAUCCUAUCACCAUCUGGCGAGUUGUCUCGUGAACCAGGGGAUCCUGAUAACGAGAUAUGUGGAGAAUGUGAUACGAAGUAUCGGGAUUCGUUUGGUUUUAGACUUGAUCAAGUUGCCUGGAUUGGGUGUGAUGGUUGCGGGAAGUGGUAUCAUUCUCACUGCCUGAAAUUGGACGACACAACAGUAAAGAGAAUCGAUAAGUUCUACUGCGCUCCCUGUGAGCCUAAGUAUGGCAAAUCUACAAUGAAACGGACAUCAACUCGUGCUACAACGGCGAUUGAUUAUAACGCUCUCCACAACGAAUCUUCUGCUCCAAUCAAAAACCCUAAUGACAGUAAACUUCACCCUUACGUGGCUAUAAUUCGUGAUCGUACGCACACUUUCGCUGCCGAUACACUCCCUCGACUACGGCCUGAGCAAGUUACUGUUGAGUUCAUUGACGACAUGCCAACCGGAUGGAAUCAGCCUUUUGUUGUUCCGGCAACCGAAAAUCCUGCUCCCUGGAUUGAUCUCAGCGAGGACAAUAAAUCGAAAAGUGAGCAGCCACUAAUCGAACAGUCCUCAAGUCAGCAGCCACCACGUGAGCCACCACGUGAGCCACCACGUGAGCCACCACGUGAGCCACUACGAAGUGAACAAGAUUAUCUCAAUAUGUCAAUUACUCCCGAGCCUGGCUUCCCUGAUGUUCCAGCUGAGAGCCAUCCUGUGCAACUACCAGCGCCGCCGGCUCCUCCACGCUCUCCAAUCGCGAACCAGGACCCGAGGGGUAGUAAGAAAGGCAAAGGGAACUCCCCAGAAAUGACCCUUGAGAAUGGCGACUUUGACCAGAAAGAAGUCAAUCGUAUUAAGAAGACUCUAGUCGAAGGCGAGUAUGAUGUCAAGGAACGCCGCGAGGGAGCCGACUGCCUCGACAUGAUCAUUCCCAAGGGCCUGACUGUUCGCAAGGUUGGGGAACUUAUUGGAGCGCAAAUGAGAGUUGAGAUGAUCAACGUCCUCCGUCAGUCUACCACAAGGGAUGAUAGGUGGAAUAUGGAGGAGUUGGUCAGUUACUUCGAGAGUAAAGAUCGCAAUGAUAUCUACAACUGCAUCAGUUGUGAGGUGACAAAUACUCCACUCGGGGAGCAGAUUUCACGGCCGGAGGUUGUCAGGAAGUUAGAUCUUUCCGAUAAAGUCUGGCGUCGAUCAAAUGAGAACGAUGUGAAGCCGCACGUGGGGAAAUAUGUUCUCAUGUCCGUUGCAGAUUCUUUUACCGAUUUCCACAUUGAUUUUGCUGGUUCAUCAGUGUUUUAUCACAUCUAUGAAGGUCAAAAGGUCUUCUUGGUCCUUCCACCAACCGAAAAGAAUCUAGAGAUUUACGAGCAGUGGUCCAUGAAUCCCGAUAUGAACACAACUUUCUUCCCUCGUUUGUGUGAUGAUCCGUGCAUGCUUGUCACACUUAAUAAGGGAGAUACGAUGUUCAUCCCAUCUGGGUGGAUCCACGCUGUGUACACCCCAAAAGACAGUCUUGUCAUCGGUGGCAACUUCCUCACCCGCAGCCAUUACACUAAACAGAUGGCCAUCCAAAAGAUCGAGGUCGUGACCGAUACCAAGCUUAGCCAGCGCUACCCCAAAUACACAACUCUUAUGUGGCACACUUUGUAUUAUUAUCUCACCAAAGAUCCUAUCCCCGUGGAAAUUGACAAGGCCCUCGCACAUGGUCGUGUCCUCAGGCAAAAGACGGCUCGGGCUCAGAAAGGAAGGCCGGUGUACACUCGGCAAGAGCUCGAAGGCCUUCCCGACCUCUGCAAUUUCUUGCUUAGAACCGCCUUGAUUUCUUGUGGCUCUAUCAAAACUUCUCUCCGCCCCGGAAGACCGACUUUAACUGCCAGACAAGUCGACGCUGUCAAGCGUGCAAUUCCCCCUCCUUGCAGCGACAAUCCUUUGGAAUGGAUCAAGAGAUUUGGUCGGUGGUGUAUCUGGAAGCGUGUAGCACACAAGAUUGAAGCAAUCGGCGAGAGAGUUCCUGAGUGGGCACAAGGGAAAUGGAUCCCCGAGGAGACGGUGAAGAGAGGCCCAAGCAAAGCAGAAUUAAAGAGACUUGAACGCUUAAAGAUCGAGGAGGCCAGGAGGGCUGAAGCGCCAAGGCGAGAAGGUCUAAGGGUCCGGAUGAGAGCUUCCACUACACCUGGAGAUAGCGAGUCCAGCGGGGAAGCAUCUGCAUCUAAAUCACAUGGAAACACCAAAACACCCAAGAAACUCAAGCGCAAGGGUGAAGCCGAUAUUGAGUCUUCAAACAAGAAGAGAGGUCGCCCAAAUAAGACGCCCGCUAAGACACCCACCGGGUCCAAGAAAACAACCAUCGAAGACUCCGCCAAGAAACGCAAGACUAAAGGGAAAUCUAGCCACACAGUCGAAGGGGGCGAUGGUGAAUCGUUUACUCUUAAGGAUGGUUCUAUCUAUGUGGCUAAGGAGUCAAACCUCGGACCAGCCAGGGCUGGCUGCCAGAACUGCCGGAUGAAGAAAACUGGGUGCAAGCACAAGGCCGAAAUCGCUGAGCUUGUCGCCUUGUUGGAAGCUAAUGGGGGUGUUAUGCCAGCCGCAGGCGACUCGGAGAAAGGAAAAAGUAAAGCGACGGUCAAGAAUGAGGUUGAAGACGAUGCCCCGCGCGAACCAGAGGAGGGGGCCCAACCUGAAGCUGAAGAUGAAGUCCUUCGUGAGGCUGAAGAUAGGGACCAGCGCGAGGAUGAGGCAGAAGAUGAAGGCGGCGAUGAAUCUGAUGUUGAGGAGGAAAUUGGAAUGGGGAAAGACAAGGGGAAACUUCUGGAUCCUCUGAAAUCAAUCCCGAUCUCCGACAGAAUCACUCCUACGCCAGGCCCGGAAAACGAGGACGAAAACGAUUUUGUACAAGAUUCAUCUGGUGUAGGUUCAAGCAAUGGUCAAAAACGGGCUAGAACCGAAGGUGAUGAUCAUGAUAUGGAACUUACCCCGCCUAAGAAAGCCAGGGGUUCCAAAGAUUCCACUGGGGUUUCUGGUCGUCCUGCUGGAUUCCAAGGAAGAAAGCCUUCUUGCGAGGAGUGCAAGGCCCUCAAGACCAAAUGCCAUCAUGAUACUUGGCACCUCGCAAAGGUUAAGACUCCUAGCGCUAAGCCUUCAAGAAGUAGCGCCAGGAGAAACUCUACAAUCAUGCCUGCCAAGGUCACCACACCGGGUACUGCUAGUCGUGCGAGGAGGGAUUCUACCAUUAAUUCUACAAACCUUGGUGUCCCUUCUGCUUCUAAACCUGCCAAGGUUUCCGCAAGAAGAAAGUCUGCUCCUGCUGCCUCGAGAAGGAAGUAUGCUGUUGGAUCCCGCGCAUCCGAUCCUUGGCGCUCGCUGGGAGAUGAUUCUAGUCGCCCUUCUAGCUUCCUGCCCGGCUCUCAAGGUGAUGAGGCGAUUGUUGAUGAUGAGCAGGAAGAGCUGGAAGAUGUUAUCGUGUGCAAAAAGCCAAUGAUGGUGACGUCGGCAGUCAAAGUUACCGCCUCCACCAUUGUUCAAAAUGAUACUCCACCUCCAGCGACUCCAGCUCUCACUUCAGUCAUCGUUGCCUCAGGACCUCCCUCCACCCCCGCAAAAUCCAUUCCCCCUGUCGCCCUCUCCUCAACCAAUACUUCGCCACUUACCGAGAACGAAUUUGACUUGGACCUUUCCAUCUUAGAUGAACAGCUUCCGUAUAAAUCGCGUUCCCGCAGUUCCAACACCCCGGAUGACCCCACCAUAAUGGCGCCGCCUGUCGAUUUUGAUGACGAACCUGUUGCUGCGCCAGUAACUCCCACUCCUGCCGCUGUUACCAUUGAGGUCACCCCGGCUGCCCCUACCACCAAUACAACAUCCAAUGCUGUGCCGGCUAAGUACCCGAACCCAGCGUAUAGGAUUCAUAAACCUAAGGUUACCUAUAACCGAAACAAUAAGAACUACAAGAAAAAGGCAGAUGAGGAGGAGGAUGUCCUUAUGGAAGGUACGGCGGACACAAAUAGUCCUAAAGUGGCCAAGACCGGACCAUCAAUGUCUCCAGCAGCCGAGAAGAAGUCUAGCAGUGGCACUUCAGUCAACGGAGGUUCUGAGGUUGUUGAAGAUGGUGAUAUCAGUGUAGAGGAGCUUAAGAGACUAGGAACUGCAGCGGAUUUUGGGUUGAGGCGGAGGGCUGGAUCAUAA